GAUGGCUGGUGAGCUAACUUCCGUAAGUGAACAUUGAGGCAAGUCUUUUGUGGUCUUGUGUUCGUUACCGCGUUACAGCGUACACGUGAUAAAGUUAUACUGGUUAUAAGUAUAUUAUAGCGAUUAUUUAGCUGUUGAUCAACAUAUAAAAUGGGUUUUUCACCAGCUGGAGGCGGCGGUGGCGGGUUUAGAGGACGAGGAGGCGGUAGCGGAGGCCGUGGAGGUUUUGGCGGUGGUCGGGGAACUCCACGGGGAGGAAGUGGCGGUAGAGGAGGUUUUGGCGGACGUGGUGGAGGAGGUCGUGGUGGAUCUGGCGGCGGUGGACGAGGAACUCCACGAGGUAGAGGAGGGCGUGGAGGAGGUCGCGGAGGUAGAGGAGGAGGUGGAUUCAAAGGCGGAAAGACAGUCGUCGUCGAGCCACAUCGUCACGAAGGUGUAUUCAUCGCCCGAGGCAAGGAAGAUGCGUUAGUUACUCUGAACUUGGUGCCUGGGUCUGAAGUCUAUGGAGAAAAGAGAAUCAGUGUUGAUGGUGAAAACGGAGAAAAAAUUGAGUACAGAGUAUGGAAUCCAUUUAGAUCAAAGUUAGCCGCUGCGAUUCUUGGUGGAGUUGAUCAAAUUCACAUGCCACCCGGAAGCAAAGUUUUAUACUUAGGAGCCGCUUCUGGAACAACUGUUUCUCAUGUCGCUGAUAUUGUUGGACCGGAAGGUCUUGUUUACGCAGUAGAAUUUUCUCACAGAUCUGGCAGAGAUCUUAUUAAUGUCGCUAAAAAACGAACAAAUAUCAUCCCCAUCAUUGAAGAUGCCAGACAUCCACACAAGUAUAGAAUGUUAGUUGGUAUGGUGGACACUGUUUUUGCUGAUGUAGCUCAACCUGACCAGGCUAGAAUAGUUAGUCUUAACGCUCAAUAUUUCUUAAAGAACGGCGGACACUACGUUAUUUCUAUUAAGGCCAGUUGUAUAGAUUCUACAGCUCAACCAGAAGCAGUAUUUCAGUCAGAAGUAAAUAAACUUGUCGCCGAUAAAUUAAAACCUCAAGAGCAAAUCACUCUUGAACCAUACGAAAGAGACCACGCGGUUGUUGUCGGUGUUUUUAGGCCACCACCUAAAAAUGUCGCUUGAAUCUUGUGUAAUUGUUAAGAUUAAUUUAAGGAUAUAAUUAUUAAAGAAAAAAAAAAUACAAAGGCUUUUGUAAAUCA
Messenger RNA from Cotesia glomerata, 1196 nucleotides. RefSeq names its product rRNA 2'-O-methyltransferase fibrillarin (gene Fib). The transcript has 5 exons. Bases 151 to 1119 code for a protein of 322 amino acids. The record is from RefSeq and is a predicted model, not a curated record. Gene Ontology annotation, molecular function: RNA binding; rRNA methyltransferase activity; histone H2AQ104 methyltransferase activity. Lineage: Eukaryota; Metazoa; Arthropoda; Insecta; Hymenoptera; Braconidae. Gene Ontology annotation, biological process: rRNA methylation; box C/D sno(s)RNA 3'-end processing. Gene Ontology annotation, cellular component: Cajal body; nucleolus; box C/D methylation guide snoRNP complex.